This is a messenger RNA of Laetiporus sulphureus 93-53, 2230 nucleotides long. RefSeq lists its product as uncharacterized. The record is from RefSeq and is a predicted model, not a curated record. Lineage: Eukaryota; Fungi; Basidiomycota; Agaricomycetes; Polyporales; Laetiporaceae. The transcript is spliced from 3 exons. Bases 370 to 1971 code for a protein of 533 amino acids.
CUCACCCAUCUACUCCUUGAUCUAUCUGCAAUGCGGACUUGAUUUCGACGAGCUGCGUGUUCAGUCUUGUGCCAGUUCGCCAGCCUGAGAGCCAGCGCAGGACCGGGUCCAAUCGCUCGCACACAUCUCCCGCGGAAGCGUCAGAAUUCUGAACCCUCUUGCCCCAUUCUUCAGCGCUCAAGCCUCUACGUGAUACUUCCCAGGCGCAUACUCGCCGGCAGCAUUCCUGUGCGAGUAGAUAUCUGACACGCAGAUUGUCUGGUCUGACGAAGUCCGGCGCUUGUUUCACCCCAUCACUUUGCACGGCCAUUUGGGCGGCAUGCCUCUCUUUCCUUCGGUAUAUGAUCCUCUCCUAAUAGUCCACCAGCUAUGCCUCCCGACGCUCUAGCUAUGAAGUUCCCAUCCACCGAUCCCAGCGCGGCGUCCAUCUCCAGCGGCAGCGUAUCGAUUAUAUCCGACCAGCAGCAACAGCAUGCUCUCACACACGGCUUGCGCUCGCAAUUCGGCCAGCUUCUCCCCCGGCAUGCUCUCUUUCACGCCCAUGUGACCAUCGAGCAGCUCUCCAAUGUACCACUUAUGCGCGGGGAAUUUGCUGUACGCUGGAAGUUCAAGCACGUCCAGUCGCGCUCCCGGCUACUGUCCAAAAUGAAGAAAGGCAGUAGCAGCCACGGAUUCAGGGGCAAGGGCAAGGGGCGUGCGGACAAUCUCGGUCUCGCGAUCGAAGUCACGCCUGCAGAGGGAGACCAUGCAGGUCAUGGAGGGGCAGGAACCAAUGACGCAGACACUGACGGAGAGAGCAGUGCAGCCAACGAGGCAGGGACAGGCACCGAGGAUGAAAUGAAUUCACCAGAGACACACAGAAAUAGUUAUGGCGAUCUUCUUACCGCACACCCUCACACGCCAGGGACCGCCGUCCCACCUGCAUCACCUGCGUCUACCCCCACCCCGCGCACACAGCCGAUCCACAAGACGCCAUCGAGCGAGUCGAACGAAUCGUGCGCGGUCGCGCGAGGGGCGACGCCGUGGCGACCGCUGCAGAGCUACAAUGUGAAGUGGGACCACAACGUGCGCGUGCUUGUCCAGAUGCAUGUGCAUCGUGAGACGCGUGCGCUUCUCCCUAAUGAGCUCAAGCUCAUCGUGAUGCAGAGAGUCAUUCCUGGUGACCCGGACGCCCCACGCCAGCCCCGUCUCGGUGCUAUCUAUCUCAACCUUGCAGAGUACGCAGAUGCGGGUCCAGUAACGCGGCGCUACCUCUUGAGGGAGAGCAAGACGAAUGCGACGCUCAAGCUCACCAUUGAGCUCACUCACGCUGGCGGUACCACAGACUAUCGCCCCCCGCCGCUGCACAAAAGCGAGAUUCUCGCGUCCGUGACCGGCCUCCUUGAGCAGAACGACCGCCUCCGAACGAGCCUCGCGCGCGAGGUCGACGCGUACACAUAUCCCACCCCUUCCUCCCCUUCCUCCUCCCUACCCCCGGAAGGGUCCGCAGAGCACCCGUUCAUGCGCGCGGACGGCACACCCGAUGGCGAGCGUCUCGCAUAUGCGCAUGGACUGCGCGAUACGGAGGCCCUUAUCGAGACGCUCUUCAAUCCCGUCCCCGUCUCCACGCGGGCUACGGACCCGUCGCCAUUCACGUACUAUGCGCCCGUCCCUCAGUCACCUGCGCCCUCUGCGCCGGGCCUGGGCGAGCGCACCUGCUCGCGCUCGGGGUCGACGGAUGCGUCGAGCGUGCUUUCGGUCGGCGCGUGCUCCGUACGCAGUAUGUCGGUGAGCGGCGGGAGCGACGCGGGCCCGCGCGUCAGCGUGGAGAAACCUGCCGUGGAGAGUUCGCCAGAGAUCCCGGUUGCGACGCUUGAGCAUGGCGAGGACCACAGGACGUGGUGGCGAAAGAUUCGUAGUCGCCCGGGCACGCCUGUUGGGAGGACGUACAAGCUCCCUUUGCCUCGACAAACCGAGGUCGCGAACGCAUAGAUCCUCUGUUUACAUAACUUAUCGUCUUCGUUUUCUCUUGUUCGUAAUUGGGGUACGGACAUCCUUAUCCUUCGUCACCGUAGUUUCCGGUUUUCCCUGAGUCAUUCCAGGCUAAUGGUGCUCAUGCCGUUCGUUCGCUCUUUACCUCGCUCAUGGACAUUUCUUCAUCUCAUACGCCCGCGCACAGUGCUCAAUAUGCACGUAUCGUGCUAGUUGACUCAACAGCACUCAUCCUUCCAUACACAUCGAACGCAAGUAC